UGGGUUUUUUUUAGCAUUUUUAAUUAUUUUUUUUUUCGCAUCCAGACCACGAGCACCGGCCGGACUCGCCCUCGCUCCCCCCGCGGUGCGCGCACCGUUCCUGCCGGCUUUGUGCGCUGAAGCCCCGUCCCUCCUCUUCCUCCUCCUCCUCUUUCUUCCCCUCCUCCUCCUCCGCCGUGCAGCCUUAACGCGACUCCGAGGAGCAUCCGAGAGCACAGCAGCGGCUGGUCCAACCCUCCCCGCAGCAAAAACCCUUUCGUUUUUGCUUUCCCUGCGUGUUUUUGACCCUUCCCGCACUCGCACCACGCGGAGCGCCCGCUGCCUCCGUGUUAACCAUGCCCAUGGAGCUGACUCAAAGCCGCAUCCAGAAGAUUUGGCUCCCCAAUGACAACCGCCCGGCGCUGCCCCGCCGCUCCUGUGGGCCACAGCUUGCCAAUUCCCCCACUGUGAUAGUGAUGGUUGGCUUGCCAGCCCGCGGGAAGACCUACAUCUCCAAGAAGCUGACUCGCUACCUCAACUGGAUUGGUGUUCCAACAAAAGUUUUCAAUGUGGGGGAAUAUCGCCGUGAGGCAGUGAAGCAUUACAGCUCCUAUGACUUCUUUCGCCCUGACAAUGAGGAGGCCAUGAAAGUCAGGAGGCAAUGUGCCCUGGCUGCUUUGAGGGAUGUCAAGCUGUACUUAACAGAGGAGGCUGGCCAGAUCGCGGUUUUUGAUGCCACCAAUACCACACGGGAGAGGAGAGGGAUGAUCCUAAACUUUGCCAAAGAAAAUGGGUUCAAGGUGUUCUUCAUUGAAUCUGUCUGCAACGAUCCCACUGUAGUUGCCAGCAAUGUUAGGGAAGUAAAAUUGUCCAGCCCUGAUUAUCGUGACUGUAAUUCAACCGAUGCCAUGGAGGACUUCAUGAAGAGGAUCAACUGUUACCAGGCCAGCUACCAGCCACUCGACCCUGAUGACUAUGACCGGGAGCUUUCUCUCAUCAAAGUCAUCGAUGUUGGCCGGCGGUUCCUGGUUAACAGAGUUCAGGAUCACAUCCAGAGCAGGAUCGUUUACUACCUGAUGAACAUCCAUGUCCAGCCCCGCACCAUUUAUCUCUGUCGGCAUGGUGAAAGUGAGUUCAACCUCAAGGGGAAGAUUGGAGGUGACUCAGGCCUCUCCAACAGAGGCAAGAAGUUUGCCCGGGCACUGAACAAGUUUGUUGAGGAGCAGAACCUGAAGGACCUCAAAGUCUGGACCAGCCAGCUAAAGAGGACAAUCCAAACAGCAGAAGCUCUUCAAUUGCCCUAUGAGCAGUGGAAGGCACUCAAUGAAAUUGAUGCUGGGGUGUGUGAAGAAAUGACGUAUGAAGAAAUCAGGGAGCAGCAUCCAGAGGAAUUCGCUUUACGUGAUCAGGAUAAAUAUUACUACCGCUAUCCUUCUGGGGAGUCCUACCAAGAUCUGGUGCAGCGUCUAGAGCCGGUCAUUAUGGAGCUGGAGAGACAAGAGAACGUCCUUGUGAUCUGUCACCAGGCUGUCAUGCGCUGUCUCCUGGCAUACUUCCUUGAUAAGAGUGCAGAUGAAAUGCCCUACCUGAAAUGUCCCCUUCACACAGUGUUGAAGCUGACCCCAGUGGCCUAUGGCUGCCGAGUGGAAUCCAUCUCACUCAACAUUGAAGCUGUCAACACCCACAGGGAUCGGCCAGAGGAAGGAAAGAAGGGACCUAACCCGCUCAUGAGACGUAAUAGCGUUACCCCUCUAGCAAGCCCAGAGCCCACCAAAAAACCUCGCAUCAACAGCUUUGAGGAGCAUGUGGCUGUUUCUUCCGCCCUGCCAGGCUGUGUUCCUCAGGAAGUGCCCUCGCAGCUGCCGGGACAACCUUUACUAGGGAAGGCAUGCCUACCCGUUUGUCACUUUCUCAAAGUUUUCUCUUUACUAAUAUUUCCAAGAACAUGAACACCUCGCAGAAGCUGUCGUGACUCCGUUGGCGCUGUGGCAAUGCCAAUGGCAACGCCACCAGCUUCCCAUCCUAUCGCCAUUUCCAAAGCUUGCUUAUAAACCAGUCUCCUCCAUCUGCAGCGAGGUCGACCCUCAUCUGUUUCUACCCGUGCCCGUUCAUCUGCAAACAGCUCUGCUGAAGGAGGGGAGAGAUGCAAGAGAGCAGAGGAGAGGAGCUGAGCAUCCCAGGGUCACCACCAGAUCUUUAGGCUGCAGCACUUGCUCUCCUCUCCAGCCUCCUGUUUAGAUCCUAGCAAGCUGUAAAGUGCUUCCUAGCGCACAGGAGUUUCAUUUCCUUCUGCAAGCAGUUUUGAUCUUCUUUUGUAGAGAUGACUGGUACCCAUCCUUCUCGGGGUGGGGUGUGUAUAUAUGUGGAUGGUGCGGGGUUAGCAGAGAGAUGGGGGGAAGGGGAGGGAAUAAAUGGGUUUUGCAGUUUUUUAUGAUUAUUAUUAUAAUUAUGAUUAAUUCCUUUUCACGAAGUCGUUUAGCCAAGCUGCAGCCUGUCGCACACCAAGCCUGGCUCACCCAGGCCUGCGAGCACUAGGAAGGCAGUUGUGUUAAGUCCUUCACAGUGAAAACUUUGGGUUUAACAAGGAAAGAAGACCCCAAAACAUCUUUUGUUUUACUCGGUACACCUUAAAGGGGUUUGCAGAGAA
This is a messenger RNA of Pezoporus flaviventris, 2626 nucleotides long. RefSeq names its product 6-phosphofructo-2-kinase/fructose-2,6-biphosphatase 3 (gene PFKFB3). Gene Ontology annotation, biological process: fructose 2,6-bisphosphate metabolic process; fructose metabolic process. Gene Ontology annotation, cellular component: cytosol. The record is from RefSeq and is a predicted model, not a curated record. Bases 336 to 1928 code for a protein of 530 amino acids. Lineage: Eukaryota; Metazoa; Chordata; Aves; Psittaciformes; Psittacidae. The transcript has 17 exons. Gene Ontology annotation, molecular function: fructose-2,6-bisphosphate 2-phosphatase activity; 6-phosphofructo-2-kinase activity; ATP binding.